Messenger RNA from Onychostoma macrolepis, 4812 nucleotides. RefSeq names its product protein APCDD1-like. The transcript has 9 exons. Lineage: Eukaryota; Metazoa; Chordata; Actinopteri; Cypriniformes; Cyprinidae. Gene Ontology annotation, cellular component: plasma membrane. Gene Ontology annotation, biological process: negative regulation of Wnt signaling pathway. Bases 1604 to 3046 code for a protein of 480 amino acids. The record is from RefSeq and is a predicted model, not a curated record. Gene Ontology annotation, molecular function: Wnt-protein binding.
UUUUUGUUGCCAAAUAUUCAGUGAAUCACUAUUUCAACAUUUUUUGGGAGACUUUAUCUGAAAAUGUUGCAGCUGAAUAUUACUGGUUUUAAAAUAGUGACGCACUGAAAUGUCGGCAAACUAAAAUAUUCAUCCAAAACAGCAAUAAAAACACUGAUUUACAGCAGUACAGAAAUUAGAAAGAAUAUUCUCACUUUUAAAUUUAUGUAAUGAAUGCACCAUUUCAGCCAAAAGUGAAAGUGUAUUUUUUGCAGAAUAUUUUCAGCUGCCAAAAUUCCAAUCCAUCACUAAACACUGUUUCAUUGGGACGCACUGACAUUUUGGUAGCAAAAAUAAAACAAUUUCUGUUUCAAAAUAUUUGCAUGCAUGAAAAAUAUCGGUUUUUGUUGUUGUUGAAAAAGUUUAUUAGAUUUUUAUUUUUUAUUUAGUGCUGCACAGAAAUUUUGGUGACUGAAAAUAUUCAGCCAAAACAGCAGAAAAAUUAAUUUUCCCGGUAUUUUUGAUUGCUGAACUGUCAUUGCAUCACAGUUUUGAAACGGUGCGUGAGUGUGUGCUUUGUUUAUAAUAUCAAAUAUUUGAAUGUUGAUUAAAUAAAUUUGAUAAUUUCUUUAUUUUAAAUUUAGGUUUUCCACUAAAUGAAAACUUUAUCUUCACUAUAUGUGCAUUUUGGAAAAAGAACGAUUUCAGUGCGAUCAUGUUUGUGUUUCUAACAGCAUGCACUGAAGGUUUUGACAGAAGAGCUGGAACCUGAGUUGAACCUGAGUUUGGGUUCAAAUGAACUUGUUGUUAAUGCUUCGGUUGUGUUUUGAGUAGUUCGCUGUAAGACUCUGAUGUCUGCUGAGGAACAGAUGCAGCACGUUAACCCUCUGCUCUCCGGAUCAGUCCACGCUCCUCUGCUGGAGUGUGUAACCCGAGAGCUGAUGUGGGUGGUCUGGCUCCGUUUGCCGGUCAGACGAUGUGACCUGAGACCCGUGAAGGACGAGUUUAUGAGCGCAGCAUCUCAUGAAGCACAUGCAGUGAUCAUCUGAAGCGGUGAAUAUAAACCUGGAUUCACUGAAGUGCCACAAAUCCUCGUUAAACGCUCUUCUGAAGACUCCUCUGAAUCAAGGGUCGCAGAGGCCUGAAAUCAAACAUCAGAGACACACAGAGACUUCUGAAGUCUCAGAGACUGAAAGGCAUUGUGGGAUACGCUGGAGAAACAAGAAAGAGACUUUCCUUCUCUUUUUUUAGCGCAGCUCUGCUGUCUGUGAGAAGAGAGAAGGUAAACACACACAUCUGAAGAGCUUUGAUGGAUAAUCCUGCUCUUCUCUCCGGGAGCGCAGAGGGACUCAGAGAAGACAGAAGAGGAGACGACAGGAAACAUGAGUGAAAGAGGAGAGUAAGUGAGGCUCUGCGCUGGAUUCUCCUGAGAUCUCGGUCAUGGUUUUCUGUGGAUUGCUCCGUGAUCUCCUGUGAGAGCAGUAACUCCUGCUCUUAUAUGAAUCUGCUGCAGAAGCACGACUGUUUCAGAUGUUUCUCCAGCGCCGGUGGAUGUCGUCGGACUACACUCUUAAAGUUCUGGAUAAAAGAGAAACUUCACGUGUGAUUAAUCUGAGGAAGGAAGAUGCUGAAGGAAAACCGCUUGCAUUCUCUGGGAAUAAUGGCUGUGUGUCUGCUGCUGCUGCUGAUGAUGAUGAUGAUGCUGUUUGGUUGUGUGAAGGCCUCGUCUCUGGAGAAGAGUCUCGUCUGGCCGUCCAAAGACACACAGUGUGUGCACCUGCUCAAACACCUGCAGAACGGCAUCACCGUCCAGAUGCCACCCAACAUCCAGGGCCACUGGGUGUCCACCAGCUGUGAGGUGCGUCCCGGUCCGGAGUUCCUCACUCGCUCGUACCAUUUCUUCCACAACAACACGUUUAAGGCGCUUCAGUUCUACUACGCAGACAACCACUGCUCCACACCGAGCUACAGUCUGCAGGUGCGGGGCCGUCUGCGUCUGCGCCAGCCGUCCUGGAUCGUCCGAGGCGGCACCGAGGCCGACUAUCAGAUCCACAGCAUGCAUCUGGUGUGUCACUCGGCGUCUGCGGCCCGAGAGCUCGGCUGCGCUUCGUGGCAGCCCAACAUCAGCUACGAGCUGUGGAGCGACUGCGGCUGCGCGCUGAACUUCUCCAUGCACGAGCUGCAGCUGCUGCGGCUGGAGAAGCAGUAUCUGCAUCACGGCCUGGAUCAGCUGCUGGAGGAGCUUUACCUGGGAGACAUUCACACCGAAGCGGCGCAGAGGAUGCUCUACAGACCCUCCAGCUACCAGCCUGCGCUGCAGAACGCACAGAAUCACGAUGCCAGCUGCGUCGUCUGUCGGAUCGUCUCUCGCUCAGACGAGUUUGAGCCGCCCGUUCUCCCGCCGCGGCCCGAGCUGACGGUGACCCUGAGCGGUCAGUGGGCUUCCCGCCGCUGCGAGGUCCGGCCCGAGGUCCUGUUCCUCACGAGACACUUCAUCUUCCACGACAGCAACCACACAUGGGAGGGUCACUACUAUCACUACUCUGACCCGGCCUGCAAACACCCCACCUUCAGUCUGUUCGCUCGCGGACGCUACAGCCACGGCCUGCGCUCCACACACGUCAUGGGCGGCACCGACUUUGUGUUCAAAGUGAACCACAUGCGCGUGACGCCGAUGGAUCUGGCGACCAUGACUCUGCUGAAGGUGUUCAAUGGGGACGGCUGCGGUGUCCAGGGCUCGUGGCAGGUGGGCGUGGAGCAGGACGUCACGCCGACCAAUGGCUGCGCAGCGCUGGGGCUCCGCCUCCCGCACACAGAGUACGAGCUCUUCCGAUUGGAGCGUGACGCCGGCGGACGACUGCUGCUGUUCAAUGGUCAGCGGCCCAGCGACGGCUCCAGCCCUGACCGGCCCGAGCGCCGGCCCACGUCCUAUCAGACGCCGCUGGUCCAGUGCUCUGCCGCCGGAGGUCAGAGGUCAGAGGUCAGCGCCGCGCAGCACCUCGGCAAUCUGGCAACCACAGCAGCGGCGGCUGCGGUUUGGAGUUUGUGGGUUUCUGAGGGACGUUAAAGGGUCAUGAAACCCCCAGCACCGACAGCAUCGCCAGCCCGACCUGCCACCACAAUCUGGCAACCACAGCGGCUACGGUUUGGAGUUUGGCAUUUGAGGGUUUCUGAGAGACGUGAAAACGAACAGAUGUUUCUGACCCAGAAUGCACUUGAGUUUUCCGUCAGACGGGACGGACGAAUGAAACUGCUGCACAACAUGAACUGCACUUUACGAGAACGAAGCCCGACGCUUUCGCUCCUGACAGGACUUUACAUCCUAAAACAUGCCUGCAAAUGAGAUUCAAGGAAAAAUCACCCAAAAAUAAAGAUUCUGUCAUUAUUUAUUCACAUUCUGUACAAUAAAACAGUUCAAAAUUAGUUGGUUUAAAUGUUUGAAAGAAAAUUAAGUUUGAAAUGACAGAAUUUUCAUUUCUGGGUGUUUUUUCCUUGUCUGAGUGAGAUGUGGACAUUCAUAUGAGAAGUAUUUUUAUAUGUGAGUGAGUUUGAGAUGAAGAUAUGAACAUUUUAAGGGCUACAUGGAAGGAAAGGGAAAUAUUAAAACUGUAGAUAAUCACUGCUGACUUUUAUAACUUUUGGUACUUAAAUUACAUUGAAAAAGAAAAGUCAAGGUGGAAUAAAAUAGUGCCUUAGAUUCAUCCUGAGCCCAAGUCCAAAGAUUUUUUUUCUCUCUCAAUAAAAAAACAAAAACAUUUUUCUCUUUCAAAAAAGUUCUCUUUGAAAACUAUUUUCUUUUUAAUUUUUUUUUCUCUCAUCUGAAAUUUUUUUUCUCUCAAUAAAAACAUUUUUCUGUCAUCAUAAAAGCUAUUUUGUUUCCUCGUCAAAAAAAGCUAUUUGUUUUAAUUUUUUUUCUCAUCAAAUUUUUAUUUUUUUUUUACUUUUUUUUUCCUCAUCUGAAAACAUUUUUUACUCAUUUUUCUCAUAAAAAUGUUUGUCAUCAAAAAAAUAAAAUAAAUCUCUCAUCCAAAACAUUUUUUUCUCACAAAAGCUUUUCUCAUUCAAAAAACAUUUAUAUAAAAAAAAAAAAAAAAAAAAAAAAAAUUUUUGGAGUGAGAGUAAAUCAUCUUAGGCCUUUGAAGGAUCUGAGACACUGAUUUUUCCAUCUUGAUUUUCUUUUCUUGUCGUUGCGGUUCAGGUCUUCUGUAUUUAACAGACUUCUGAUUUUAGGAAGGCUUCAGAUCAGAGAGUUUCUGACCGAUGCGGUUCAGGUCAGCGCUGACCCUUCAGCAAUUUACUGAUGCUCAUUCAGUCUCGCAGGAGUCAGCAAGUGGUCAAAUGCAAUGAAUUACGAGUUUGCAAAGCAUUUUAUCUGCAUUACAGCUGUUUGGAUCAUUUCUGUGAAACUCGCAGGACUUGAUGAAGAUCGCUCAGGAUUCACUGAAGGGUCAGCUGAUGCUUUUUAAUAAUAUGUUUAGUACUUCUAACACUGAUUUUUCAUUUCUUUUCAUUCGGUGUAAUGACGAACUACAGUGACGGUCAGUGUUUGGAGGAACAAGAGAAUAAAUGUAUUCCUGCUUUACUCUGACACUUCAGAUGCACAAAGACACUUGUUUGAGAGUUGAAGUAAUGUUUUAUAUCUUUAGAUGUUUUGUUUUGCAGUGUCUGUUGAAUUUAACACAUUUAUCAAUCACACACCGACAUCGUCCAAAAAAACUGGAUCGUACAAGUGUUUGUUAAUCAUUACAUUCUUUGGAAAAGAACAGAAUUGACAGUGCAAAAUAAAUCUAUGAAACAUGAACAUUAUUGUUUGUCUCUAAUGAUAGACACUAG